AUGUCUGCGCAGUGUCCACCCAAUUGUUUCGCCAAGGCCUCUACACUAAGCAGCGUCAUCUCGGCAGGCUCUCCCUGCGGGAUCUGUAUCAAAACGUGUUUGCCGGACUGCGUCAGGUCGAACCGCUCACCGAAAAUGUUCUGCAAAUGCGGAUCGCCAGUGGCAGCCACAGAUCCACCGGCUCCAGCCGCGCCAGCCGCCACGGGUACGAAGCCAGAAGGAAAUGUCGGAUGCGGCGUCGGCCAGCCCAGAGGAUACGUCGGGCUGGGCGUCGGGCUGGGAGUCGGGAAGGGAGUCGGGAAUGCCGUCGGGAAGGGCGUUGGAGAGGCCGUCGGGAAGGCCGUCGGGAAGGCCGUCGGGAAGGCCGUCGGGUAG
This is a messenger RNA of Prorocentrum cordatum, 375 nucleotides long. The record is from the annotation of a GenBank genome assembly. NCBI's taxonomy places the organism in Eukaryota, Dinophyceae, Prorocentrales, Prorocentraceae.